UUCUGCCAUGCGACACAAAUCUUCAGACAUUGCUUUACUAGCAUAUUCCAAAAAAAUAUCCGCGCAACUAGAUCCUGUUUGACAAAAAUUCAUUAAUAUUUGAUGUAUUGACAAACACAUCAAUUUUCGGUUUUCCAAUACAAAAUUGUGUCUGGAAAGUUGACUAUUGUAGGGAGCUAAAUACAAUAUACCCGCUAUACGUAUCUAUAUUAUAUUAUAUGUUUAAAUCCGAGACGUUGGCGUUGACACGGUCAUCAUGACGUGUUUAUAUACAUUCGACUUCGAGACAUUAGUCGGCAGUCGGUGUCGAGUCGAGAAUACGAAUAGACGAAAGACGAAAGCGACCGGCGCGACCGAAUACAAGACGUGUGCGUGACUUGCGGUAUUUCUUGUGCGAUCAAAACCGUGGCCUAAAUAUAUUCUUAUUCGUUAUUACCAUCUUUACAAUUAACACUUUGGGAUUUGAAUUAUUUUACCAUCCUAUAACCAAUCCCACAUUUGGGGGCUCAGCCGGGAUAGGCACGGAUCGCGUACAGGGAAAAUCUAAGUUCGAGAAUAGACCGUUGUCGGGUGAGAAGAUACUGUGUGUGGUGAGCAGACGGCAGCCGCACAUUUCUUGGAAGUGACGGACAGUGUCUUGGAAGACAACGUGUACAUCUCUCGGACGGAUCACACAAUCAUAGUCAUGGAGUCUACCCUUAGCGUUGCGCAACUGAAGGAAUUUUUGAGAGCUCGCGGAUUGUCCGUGUCGGGGACAAAGGCCGAGCUUCUUGCCCGUUUGACAGAAGCGGACCCGACAGGAGACUGGCGUGCGCCAAACACGAGUGAUGCUAACGACAGUGCUGGUGACGACGGCUGUCUUGAAGACGACAUGUGUCGACGAGAGGUCGAAAUCUACAGACGCGAGAAGGAGAUCGCUGAACGUGAAUUGGAACUAGCCCGUCGCGAGAUUGCGUUGCUGCGAGAAAGUCGGGAUCCAAGUCAGGCGGAUCGCGGGCGUCAGGAGGAAAUCGUGGAGCGCGGUAAUAAUUUGCCCGCAUUGCCGCGCGCUCGAUUGAAUCUAACAGCGAUUGCGGAUCUGUUGGCGGAUUUCGAUGGCAGCCCCGACGGCUUUGACGUAUGGGAGAAGCAAAUAAGGCUCCUAAAAACGACGUAUCAGCUGGACAACGAUCAUACAAGAAUUUUGGUAGGAAUGAAAUUGAAGAAGAGAGCUCUUGAGUGGUUUCACUCAAAGCCCGAAUUUAUCGGCAUGACCUUUGAUGUUCUCAUGUCCGAGCUGAGAACGAUGUUUGGCCAUCGACAAAGCAAAAUAACAACCCGGAGAAGAUUCGGAGGGCGUAUUUGGAAGAAGAACGAGACGUUUCGAGAAUAUGUACAUGACAAGGUGAUCAUGGGCAAUCGUGUACCGAUUGCGGCCGAUGAGAUAAUCGAGCACGUUAUAGACGGCAUACCUGCACACAAAAAACUGAAUCCUUAAAUCACGUAUAUUUUUAUUCUUAAACGCUGUUUGCAUUAAUUUGAGUAUGGUAUGCUCUCUUUAGCCAGAAAUGUUUAUUUACAUUAAUAAUAAAUAAGUUUGUAUGGAAUAUAUUUUAUCCUUAAUAUGGUAGUCUUGUUUCUAACAUCAUUAUAUGGUUAUAACAAGCGCAACGACAUAAUUCCAAAGUAAUUUAUUCUUGAAAUAAGAACUAUUACAUACUUGAAAGCUCAACGUAUAUCUGAAGUUCACUUGUUUUCGUGUUCGCUCUGCUCGUUAGGCUGCGUUCGUAACUGUUCGACUGUUAAACAAAGACGAAAUGAUACGCGGGGCACUCGGAUGUUUCCGAACCCAACCUUAGUAACAUCAAGAUGGCGGAAAUGGAUGCACGUAAAGUAAGUGAGGUGAGUGGAGAAAAGUUUAUGGAAGUAUUACUGUGUUCGUGGGGUAUACCCCAAGUCAUUCAGACUUUCAAAGACAAAGCAAUAGAUGUUGAUUUAUUUUUACAACUAAAUGAAAAUGAGGCUAAAGAAAUAUUGAAGGACUUUGCCCUAAGAAUUCAAAUGAAAUUUUGGGAAAAAUAUGCCAAAUGGAAAGAAAAUGACAAUAUCCACGUUCAAGUAAGAAUAUUUUUUUGCAUGUUCGUCCAUUGUCCAUAUUUUAAAUUUAGUGGUUUUUUAAAUUUAGGUUCCAUCCGUCGUUUAAUAUUUAAUUUACGUUAGUUUUAAAAUGUGAAGUAAAUCGUUAUUUAAAGUCAGUUUAAAUUUAUUAGCAGAGCUUAGUUAUAAUAUCGGUAAAAGUGCCGAAUAGGGGACCCAGCUCCUACGACCUUGACCUUCAAGGUCAAGGUCAAGGUCACCCUC
Vollenhovia emeryi is the source of this 2340-nucleotide messenger RNA. RefSeq lists its product as uncharacterized. The transcript has 2 exons. The record is from RefSeq and is a predicted model, not a curated record. NCBI's taxonomy places the organism in Eukaryota, Metazoa, Arthropoda, Insecta, Hymenoptera, Formicidae. The coding region runs from base 686 to 1477 and encodes 263 amino acids.